Molecule: messenger RNA, 742 nt
Organism: Eucalyptus grandis
Lineage: Eukaryota; Viridiplantae; Streptophyta; Magnoliopsida; Myrtales; Myrtaceae
Product: putative phytosulfokines 6
Exons: 3
Coding region: 121-402 (93 amino acids)
Biological process (GO): cell population proliferation
Cellular component (GO): extracellular region
Molecular function (GO): growth factor activity
Source: RefSeq, a predicted model, not a curated record
CUCCAACCUCAUAGUCGCUCUCUAUCUCUCUCUCUCUCUCUCUCUCUGCUCCCGGCAACACGAAGUUUCCAAGCUGUUCAAGACCCGCUCGAGAGCUUGAAGACGACUGUGAAGGGGAAGAUGAAGGCCAGUGGUGGACUCGCUUUGCUUCUCUUCGCUUUUCUUCUCUUCUCCUCCUCGUUCGCUCGCCCCUUAUCGACUACUAAUACACAAGUCGUCCUGGGUGGAGGAAAACCUGAGGCCGACGGCAACCUAGUCAUAGAAGCAACUGAUCUCUCAGAUCUUAUGGGGAUGGAGGCAGAGGAGGAGUCAUGUGGCGACCAAGAUGAAGAAUGCCUCAAAAGGAGGAUGAUUGCAGAGGCUCACUUGGAUUACAUCUACACCCAGAAGCACAAGCCUUGAUUUACUACUCCAAUCAGUGAUAUUCAUGGGCUGAAAAAAAAUCUAGAAAGAAGAAAAGAGGAAAGCCUAGUUGUGCGGAAAAAAAAAAUCUAGCUUAUGUCAUCAAAAAAGAAAAGGGAAAAAAAGGACCAAAAAAUAAGCAAAAAAGAUUUGGAUCUACACUUUGUAUCACUAGUUACUACCGGUUGGCCUGUGCAUAUUAUAUUUGUGUUGGUAAGGAAUCCAGAAGACAGGAGAAGUUGGCUUCUUAUGCACAAAAGCAAUAAAGAUAUCGAUUGUAAGAAAGAUUCCAUCUGAGGAGAGAGCAAAUGAAAAUGCCUUAUAUUUUACGCUUCCCAAA